Messenger RNA from Aedes aegypti (yellow fever mosquito), 1553 nucleotides. RefSeq lists its product as uncharacterized. The transcript has 2 exons. Bases 374 to 1516 code for a protein of 380 amino acids. The record is from RefSeq and is a predicted model, not a curated record. NCBI's taxonomy places the organism in Eukaryota, Metazoa, Arthropoda, Insecta, Diptera, Culicidae.
GGUGCUUAUCUUAUCAACCGGCCCAAUUCGGUGCCUCUAUCUAACAAUGAGGAAAGACAUCCAGUCAGUAUCAAAGAGUCAGUCAUUUGUAAUUUAUAUAGAAAAUCGAAGUCGUCCCAACUUUGAAAUAAGCAUACAAUUGCAAAAAUAAAUUUUAUUGUAUAAAAACGUACAAUUUUUCGAUAGUUAGAAUUCUAUUAACAAAGUUAAGCCACCACCCAACGGAUGUCACCAGCUAUCUAUCAAUCGACGUUAUCAGCGAAUGAAUUGCCCGGUUAUCAACUAUCGAGUGUGAUGUACUAAUUCCAAGCCAAAUACGCAACAAAUCGUCCGCUGAAAUUUAAUAUUUGUCUACGGAAAGUCAAUAUCCAAAAUGAUUCGACUUAUAUUUGGCUGCCUAGGGCGAAUAUUACAACUCCUUCGUAACAACAUCAAGCCUUUGAUACUGCUGACUUCCUUCGGCACAUUUAUCUGGUUGAUUGUGAGCACUACAAACCGGCCGGAAUUCACCCGUCAUUCACAGAGAACCGACGACAGUAGAUUGAACGACCUAGCGGAUAUCAAUCCUGAUCAGCGAUGGGACCAAAAUUCAGUGGAUAUCUUUCUUCGUUUGUUGGAUAUCGAAGGGAACCUUACGUCCUUGGUAGUUCAAAGUCAAGAUGAGAGUUGCCCAUUGAAGGAUGAAAUCAUCUUCAGUGCAUUCAGUGGUGAUUCAUUAGAGGAAAACCUCUGGCAGUAUUACACGUUGAUUGCUGUUCGCCAGAAGCUGGCCUUUUCCAGCGAUGGAGGAUUCGUUAUCGUCCCUUUCCUCCCGCUUAGUACAAAACAACGUUUGGAAAGUAUAUUCGAAGAGGUUCCAAUGGGCAUCAUCAGUGAGUUGCCGUUCGAUUGCUAUGACAUCGGUAACGCUGUAAUCAUCAACAGCUCCACUGAGAUUGUACGUCCCCAAAGCCGCGAUCAAAUACACAUUCUGGACAGUGGAGCUCGACGCUAUCGAGAUCUGGCGUUCACCGAUUGGGGCAGCGAAACCUCAUUAUUCUCGCUGCAAGCAUCUAACGUGGCUAGUGAACGCCUAACCAAACUCCGGGACCAAGGAGCGAAAAUCCGAUCGGACAACCAGUCUGGGGUGGAGUUCGUUGGAAUCUACAUCCAACGUGAUGAUUUCCUACCCUUUGACUACUUUUACCGGGCAAUCGCCUUCCAAAGAAAGCUGCAUUUCGCCAGGCUGAUUUUCGUGGUCAUCUGCGAAGAACCACAGAAUAAGCUGUGUAAACGGAUACACGCACCGGAAGAGGAGAUCUACGUCCAGCCAAUGAAAAUGAACGACCCGGGAUACGAUUUUGCACUGAUGUCGCUGUGCAACCAUACGAUCAUCUCCAACCACAUGGGAAUAUUUCACGCGCUGAACAACGGCGGUGACGUCGUGGUUUAUGAAUUUGAAGACAUGGAUGUGCGGAUUCGAUACAUGCCAUGGUUGUUAGCCAAUGAGAUGGACAGCUGGUACAUGUUAGGAUAGCUAUUCAAAUAAAUAAAUGUAAGGGUUCAUCCAUUUA